CUCAAAGUCGAAUACAUCAGUCUGUACUUGAUAGACUCGUUACAAUCAUAAUAUGGCGUUAGUGAUUUCUGGUCUCUCUGGUAAAUUCCUUUAGGCUUAACAAGCUGGUAGCCGUAGGUCGUUUUUGAGUUGACUUUUAAUUAGUCAGCAAUAUUCUAUUUUAAGUAUUGGGUUACAGAGAUUGUUGAGUUUCAUUAAAGUCGUGAACCAAUCACUGUUAGAUCACCAUUAAAAACCUGGAAGCACUGGGAUCUAACAACAAUGGGAGACAGUCGCUCAAUAUGGAUGCCGGCUCAGUAGUCUAGAGGUUAAGCGUUUGCGCACGAGACCGAAGGUAUUGAGUUCAAUUGCUGCGUGAGGAGUCGCAGAUGCGUACUGCUGAGGUGUCCUAUACUGGGACGAAACGGCCGUCUAGUGCUCCCAGGUUUUUAAUGGUUUUCUAACAUUGAUCGGCUCAUGAUUUCAGUGAAUAUUUAAUUUUGUUUUGCGCUCUAUAGAUCGAACAGUUCGAUUUGGUUUUAUCUUAUUGAACUAUCAAAAUUUAUUUCCUUAAAGUGUUAAACGAUGUAUCUGGUAUGUUCCUGUUUUAUAGUCAGUCGUUUUUACAGUAAUAAUGGGACACUUAGUUUUUAGAUGUAUCAUACUAUUUUCUGAGAGUAAAACUUUCAUUUUAUUUUGACUCCAUUGAAUGUCUGUGUACUAAUUACUUUAGGACUGAAGCUAUCGGCGACACGAAUAAAAACCUUAUUCUUCCACGGUAAGUUUCUAUGUAUCGUUAUAUUUACCUUCCUCUUAGUUUACCAUUGCGGAAAAAAGCCAUAUCCAAAAAGAAACGUGUUGGUGUUAAUAAAAAAUGUGACUUUCUCGGACCAUGCUCUAAUAUACCUCCGACAGAAGAUCCUCCCCAACAAUACUCUCCUUUAAAAACAUCGUCUAAAACGUCGUUUACUGUUGAUAGCUUGCCUGGCGUUUUCGCUGUUGACAAACCAACAAAUUAUUUGGUCACAAAUUCCUCAACAGUUAUUGAAAAUAAAGAAAAUAUCCCAAUCACAGAAGCUUCAAUUAUUGAUUCAACCUCACCCUUUUCAAAAGACUCAUCACUUUUCAAGGAUCUCUUCGAUAGCAACGAUGAUUAUUCUAUGGAACUUACAAAUCUCUCCAAUAAUUUUAUGACUAGUGAAAUAUUAACGCCUUCUGCUAAGUUAUCUCCAAACAAUAAUACAAAUAUAAUCACUUCCACAGUAGCACAUUCUCUGCAGGCGUCACUUUCCGAGUCUCAAGAAAAUAAAUCAUAUUCACCCAGUACUCAGUAUUUUUCUGUUCAGAAUGCAAGCGAUGUCUCAAAUCUGAAAACUUCGAUCUCUUCAGUUACGGAAAUUAACCCAGAUGGACAGAUAACCGACUCACUGCUUGAAUCAUCCUAUGGGUUGUCCAAUAAAACUGAUUUAACAAGUCAUUCCGUUGUUUCUAGUACUGACGAACAAAAUAUGAAUUGUCAAAGUGUUGAUGUAACCAUCAACGCAACAUCGCCGACCCUUCAUAAGGAUCCAUCUAUUGUUAAUUGUGUACGGGACUCAGUUGUUCAUUUCGUUCAAGGAAUAAAGAGGAAAUUUUCACCGAAGGGAACAUGGGUUAAACCACUAAUGGGUCGUAUUCUGAAGCCGAUUUCUGGGAAUGAACUACAGCCUGAUGCUAAGCGUCCACGAAAAUUCGCUUCAGCCCAUUCUCCCACUGCUUUGACAUCUGCAAUAACUGUUUCAUCCCCUAAUAUAUCGAGUAUAUCGUUGACAGAUACUAAUAGUUCACUUGGAAAUCUGGGAUUUUCUUCAUACACACUUAAUAGAUCAAAAUCUUAUCCUUGUAAUCCUGUAAAUACUCCCAGUUCCCUGCCGAUAGUUCGUUUUACAGAACGACAGCGUAAUCCACUGCAUGAAGUAGUUUCCUCCAGUAACAGUAGCAAUUUAAAAUCAACCUAUUCCACUGAAUCUCCGUCAUGCUCUGUAACUAAUAGUAUAAGCAAACAAAAACCACUGAGUAACUGUGAACAAAGGAUUCUUAAAAGUUACAUUGAUUCAAUUAAUGAAAUUCGUCGAAUUCCAGUGAACGAAGACAAUUUUUCAGAAUUAAGGAAAUGUUUUAACUUGUAAAAAAAAUUAAUUUCUUUUAUAUCCUACUUGAUAUUCUGUAUAUUUCCUAUUUAUUAUCUCUUCUUUUAAAAAGACUAUUUUUCUACCAGACAUAAAUAUAAAUGAUAACAGUAAUGAUUACUAAAGUAAUUAUCAUUGCUCAGGAGUUUACUUAUAGUCUUUUAUAUUACAAAACUAGUAUAUGUAUAUAUUGGGGAAUGGUGGUAGUGUUCAGACUAUCUUUUGUAUCUUCUCGUUGUUUUCAUGGUAAUACAUGGAAUCCUCAACACAUAUGGUCACAGAUUUAUCAGUGUUAGUUAUCCGGUGGUGAUUGAGUUCAACUAGUUACAAUGUUAGUGCGAACGUGGAAGCUAUUUUUCAGGUCAAAAAGCAUAAAUUACAUCAAUUCGGUUGUUGAAUUAAACUCAGGACUACCAGAGUAGGAUCAUGUGAAUAAAUCAUUUUUUCAAAUACAGCAGUAUGGUUUGAAUUUUCGAAUGAGUAAGGCGUAAACAAGUGUAGAUAUUGAUCGCUUACCCUUUUUAUAUAACACUACAAGACUGAAUUCUAUGACCUGUUUCAACCCGAUAGUUUGUAGUGGCGAUUUGUAAGUAUUAGUCGUCGAUUAUUUUUAGAAUAUUGGAAUUUAUUCGCUCUUACUGUUGUUCUUGUACAAAUUUAGCCACCUUUACUCCUUCCUGAUCUCAAUCUAUUCAUGUAACAAUGAGUGUGAUGCGAAUAAUUGUAUACUGUUUAAGACCUUGUUGAAACAUGGAUUUUGUUUUGUCAAUAUUAGUGGGAAUCUAGUUGGUAUGACAUGAAACUAUUUAUGGGAAAAAUUUCUUUCACUGUAUGAAAAUAAAGUAUUUUAUGAGUA
Messenger RNA from Schistosoma margrebowiei, 3003 nucleotides. NCBI's taxonomy places the organism in Eukaryota, Metazoa, Platyhelminthes, Trematoda, Strigeidida, Schistosomatidae. The record is from the annotation of a GenBank genome assembly.